CCGCCCUCCCGCCGCCAGCCCCGUCGGCUCCUUCCCGGGUCGGCCCGCAGUUUCAAGUUGCAGCGCAAGUUCGCUGGUGGCCGGAAGCCUCCCCUCCUAGGCCAGCCGGACCCCCGGAGCGCAUGGAGGUGGGCCCGCGGCCUCUCGGGCCUCGCAGCCUGCGCGCCCCGCGCCAUGGAGGGCGCCGAGCCCCGCGCGUAGCCCGAGCCUUGGGCCUGUACCGCCGGAGGCGGGCGCCCCGUGGAGGUGCAGCUGAACGGUGGCGCCCUUCGGGGCUUCACCCUGAAGGCCGCCCGCCAGCACGGCCCGCCGCGGGGCAUCAGCAAGAAAGUCAUUCGGAACCAGUGGAGACAACAGAAGUAGACGGGGACGUCGAGGUCCCACCCAACAAAGCCAGGGUCCUGCGGGGCCAUGAGUCCGAGGUCUUCAUCUGUGCCUGGAGCCCCGUCAGCGACCUCCUGGCCUCUGGGUCCACAGAUUCGACUGCGCGGAUCUGGAACCUGAACGGAAGCAGCAAUGGAGCGUCCACCCAGCUCGUGCUGCGGCACUGUAUCCGAGAAAGGGGGCAGGACGUGCCCAGUAACAGAGACGUGACCUCGCUGGACUGGAACAGCGAUGGGACGCUGUUAGCAACAGGUUCCUACGAUGGUUUUGCAAGAAUCUGGAUGGAAGACGGUAAUCUGGCCAGAACCUUAGGCCAACGCAGAGGCCCCAUCUUUGCCUUGAAAUGGAACAAAAAGGGGAAUUACAUUGUGAGCGCUGGUGUGGACAAAACAGCAAUAAUUUGGGAUGCCCACACAGGAGAAGCCAAACAGCAGUUUCUGUUUCAUUCUGCCCCCGUUCUCGAUGUGGACUGGCAGAACAACACGACCUUUGCCUCCUGUAGCACAGACAAGUGCAUUCACGUCUGCAGACUCGGCUGCGACCGCCCCGUCAGAACCUUCCAAGGACACACAAAUGAGGUUAAUGCCAUCAAGUGGAAUCCCUCUAGAAUGUUGUUGGCGUCCUGCUCGGAUGACAGUACAUUAAAGAUCUGGAGCAUGAAGCAGGACACAUGCGUCCAUGACCUGCAGGCUCACAGCAAAGAGGUCUACACCAUAAAGUGGAGUCCGACCGGGCCCGCCACCAGCAACCCGAACGCCAACAUCAUGCUCGCAAGCGCUUCGUUCGAUUCCACCGUCCGGCUGUGGGACGUGGAGCGUGGCGUGUGCAUCCACACGCUCACCAAACACCAGGAGCCUGUCUACAGUGUCGCUUUCAGCCCCGACGGCAAGUACCUGGCCAGCGGCUCCUUUGACAAGUGUGUGCACAUCUGGAACACUCAGAGUGGGAGGCUCGUCCACAGCUACCGAGGCACUGGCAGCAUCUUCGAGGUCUGCUGGAACGCCCAAGGGGACAAAGUGGGCGCCAGCGCGUCCGAUGGCUCUGUGUGUGUGUUAGAUCUGCGAAAGUAAACGGAGUGUUGCAGGAAAGAGAAGAGAAUUCUAACCCACCAGCAGUUCGCGUGGGGUGGGUGGGGGUGGGGGGGCAUCCUGUGGGCUCCAAACUGCACGGGCGUGGCGUGUGGGCGUGGACUUUGAAGUCAGCUCCUCCUGGGCCCUGGGCGCCUUUAUCUUUCCUAGUUCUUGUCAAAAAGUUUCAAACACACACAAUUGUAUCAGAGGUGGGAGAGUGGUUUCCACAGGGACAUCUGUUGGGAAAGCGUGACGCCUCCAGCGGGAUGGUCCCAGUUUGGUUCCCACCCAGACAGGCUCUGAGGGCUGAGACUGGAGGGGAAAAAAGCUGUGGCAAAAGAGAAGAGAAGCGAAAAAGGCUGCAAUAACCGAAAGGGGGUGGGAGAGCUCUGCCCGCGUGCUGCCUGUUGCCCUAACAAUUCGGACACUCCCGUCGCCCUCGCCAAGAAUGUUCAAAGCCCAGCCUGUGCCGCUGAAAUGCGGGGCUUGUGAUCCCGGCGCCCCCGUUUCACACAACCUUCUUUGUCAGGUGGCUUUUCUGUCGGUUGGAAUCCUGUCGACUGGGCCUUCCGUCCAUGAUGGGGCCUGUUCCCCUUCCUCAUUGCCUGUCCCACCACCUUCUUUCUCCAUUCAGCGUGUCUUGAUUUGCUGUUGAUGCGGCCUUGGGGACACGACAAAAUCUUUGCAGGACAGCUUUCUUGCCCCUCCCCUCUCCCCCUCUCCCUCCCCUGCUCCCCUUUAUCAUAGUUGUUUCAGAUCCUAGGUCUUGAGGGCACUUUUGGCGCAAAAUAAGUGCUUUAUGUAGGAAGGCAGGGCAGGGUGACUUUUUACAGGAGGAAAGAAAAAUGACUUAAGGAGAGCCCAGAGUAUUUUUGGGGGGGAAAUAUUUUUAUGUUAAAGCAAUUUUAAAAUCCUAAAAUAGCCAUCAGACAGAGAUAGCUUUGUGUGGUUUCAUAUUUUAAAAUAUUCUAGGGAGCUGUUCCCGUUGCAGGGCAGGGGGGGCGGGAGGGGGAGUGGAGGCGCAGACCCGGGACUAGCGGGAUUUCCUCGGCGGAGGGAGAAGUCCCGCUCUUGGCUGGGGAACAACGUGGGAUCUCCCCAGGAGUCCCCUCUGUAGCCCUGGGAGGGAACUGAAGAAGGGUGCACUGUGACCCCAGGAGCCCGUCCCAAACCAGCCGGUACUGAGGAAGCCAUAGAAGCAGACUGCUUUGCCGUGUGGCCUGUUGGUGGCACCUCCUUCACGGUCGGCCACUGCCCCAGUGCUGCUGGGCAGGCUUGGCACGGCUGACCCCUGGCGGGCAGGGACAGAAGUGAACGGGCAGGGAGGCCCCUGCACCCGCAAGGUGGACUAAGGGUAGAGUGUCACCCAUCACCUCCGCUGUCUCCAUCUCUUCUUUCUGCGCCAAGAGACUAGGUUUUCUUUUUUUAAUAAUGAACCUUUUUUACUAUUUUUAAAUUAAACGAGUUUGCGUUUCCACGGGAAUCUCCUUUCAUUGGAUGAGGUGGCCUUUGCACUGUCAGCGCGAUGCUGACCUGGUUUUGAAAGUAGCAGUGGGAGAAGGGCCCUCACUCUCCCGGGGCCAGAGCAGGAGAGCAGCAGGGGCAGAGCAGGGACAGGAAGGCGGCCUGGCGGGCAGGGCGUCCUGGGCAGGUUCAGCCACUGUGUCCCAGCUAGGAGAUGAGACAGGAUGCUGCUAUUCAGGGGCGGUGCCGGGCAGGUGAGUGCAUCUGAGAGGCCUGGACUGUGCUGGAUCUGCGACAACAUCGCCAGGCCCCGUGGAUCCGUGACUUCCUUGAGUCUGAGCCAGAGAAGGCCCCAAAGUGCUUUUCCGAGUUGGGUGUUUAAUUUGGGCUGUUGCCAAGCGCGAAGUCUAGGAAGUCACCACACUCAUCUUUGAGGGCAGCCGACACCCGGACCACGUUGAGCAUUUCCGCCCUGAGAAAUCAUUAGGUUUGGGGCACAGGGUGCGGAGGUUCGGACACCGCCUGACCGCUCCCCCGACAGGAACCUGCGCUUCUCUGCAGAGCAUCGCCGCCCAGGGCCGCCGGGAACCCUUGUCCCUGGAAAGUGGGGCCGUGUCCCGGCACUGUUUGCCUCCUUACAGCGCUUAAUGUAACGCCUACGUGUUAGUGACCAGACGUGGCCUUGGUCUGAGCAGGCUGGCCCGGCCCGGGAGGCGAGGGCCGCGCACCGCAUGCCGGGGACUGGGGUUUCCUUCUGUCCGGUGCGGUGCGCUUUGUCCCACGGAAGGCCUACUUCGCUCUGCUUAUUUUCCUCUUGAAACCUGUUCCUUUUUUUCCAAGUCGUGUCGCUUGUCAAACGCAGACGCGUUCCUCCGCCCCUCCCCUGGGUUUUGGACUCUGGCUUCUGGGUGUGUUUGUCCAUCAGAUGUGCCAGCCGUGCGCGUGGUUCCCGCCAGCGCCUCCCGAUCUGUCCGCCCACCCGCACCCCACGCUCUGGCCAAGAACCACCUGGCACUUCGCAGCCCAUUUGCUAGGAUAGGAUCAACGGGUCCUAUUCGGGCUCUUGAAUAAAUGGCUCUAUUUUGAUGCGAGA
Myotis myotis is the source of this 4011-nucleotide messenger RNA. RefSeq names its product F-box-like/WD repeat-containing protein TBL1X. The coding region runs from base 123 to 1454 and encodes 443 amino acids. The transcript is spliced from 12 exons. Gene Ontology annotation, molecular function: protein binding; transcription corepressor activity. NCBI's taxonomy places the organism in Eukaryota, Metazoa, Chordata, Mammalia, Chiroptera, Vespertilionidae. Gene Ontology annotation, biological process: regulation of transcription by RNA polymerase II. The record is from RefSeq and is a predicted model, not a curated record. Gene Ontology annotation, cellular component: histone deacetylase complex.